Molecule: messenger RNA, 924 nt
Organism: Caenorhabditis briggsae
Lineage: Eukaryota; Metazoa; Nematoda; Chromadorea; Rhabditida; Rhabditidae
Exons: 1
Source: RefSeq, a predicted model, not a curated record
CUGAUUACACCUUCGCCGGCUCCGAUUCCAGCUCUACCGGUUCCGAUUCCACAUCGACCAACUCCGAUUCCACCUCCAUCAGCUCUGAUUCAAUCUCCACCAGCUCCGAUUCCACCUUCACCAGCUUCGAUUCCACCUUCACCAGCUCCGAUUCCACAUCCACUAGCUCCAAUUCCACUUACACCAGCUGCGAUUCCUCUGCCAUCAGCUCCGAUUCCACCUCCACCAGCUCCGAUUCAAUCUUCACCAGCUCUGAUUCCACCUCCACCAGCUCCGAUUCCACCUCCACCAGCUCUGAUUCCACCUCCACCAGCUCUGAUUCCACCUCCACCAGCUCCGAUUCCACCUUCACCAGCUCCGAUUCCACCUUCACCAGCUCCGAUUCCACCUCCACCACCAGCUCCGAUUCCACCUCCACCAGCUCCAAUUCCACCUCCACCAGCUCCGAUUCCACCUCCACCAGCUCCGAUUCCACCUCCACCAGCUCCGAUUCCACCUCCACCAGCUCCGAUUCCACCUCCAUCAUCUCCGAUUCCACCUCCACCAGCUCCGAUUCCACCUCCACCAGCUCCGAUUCCACCUCCGAUUCUCCGAUUCCACCUCCACCAGCUCCGAUUCCACCUCCACCAGCUCCGAUUCCACCUCCACCAGCUCCGAUUCCACCUCCACCAGCUCCGAUUCCACCUCCACCAGCUCCGAUUCCACCUCCACCAGCUCCGAUUCCACCUCCACCAGCUCCACCUCCACCAGCUCCGAUUCCACCUCCACCAGCUCCGAUUCCACCUCCACCAGCUCCGAUUCCACCUCCAUCAUCUCCGAUUCCACCUCCACCAGCUCCGAUUCCACCUCCACCAGCUCCGAUUCCACCUCCACCAGCUCCGAUUCCACCUCCACCAGCUCCGAUUCCACCUCCACCAGCUCUGA